AUGCCUGUUAGACAUUUUUCAAGAACUGGUUCUCAUAGAAGAGCUAUGAUGAGAAACUUGGUUACUUCAUUAAUUGAACAUGAAUCAAUCAUUACAACUCAUGCUAAAGCCAAAGAAACUCAAAAGUUAGCAGAUAAAUUAAUAUCGCUAACCAAGAAAGAUAACAUAACCCAAGCAAAAGUUGAUGCUGGAGAAGAUCUAUUCAAACUCAAGACUACAAUCCCAAAAUUAUUUCAAGAUUUACGUACUCGUUUUGCUAAAAGAGAAGGUGGGUUCACAAGAGUGCUACGUUUAGAACCUCGUUUAGGUGAUCGUGCUGAACAAUCCAUUGUGGAGUUAGUUGAUGGUCCAAAAGAAAUGAAAUUAUGGAUGACUGCUAGAGUUGUUGCAAGAUUACAAUUACAAAAUUUACCAGUCGAUGAUUUAACUCAACAUAAUGUCAAUAAAUUAAUACAAUUUAGAGCCGGUGGUCAAGAAGAAUUUGAUGCAUUAGUGGAAAGAUGUAAGAAAGAAUUUUAUAGAGAUGGUAAAUCUGAAGAUUUGAAGAAUUUACCUCCUCCAGCUGAAAAUAUGAGAAAACCUUAUACUGGAUACAAAUUAGUCAAAGGUUUCAAAGUCAUGCCUCGUCCAACUAAAGAAUAG
Hansenula anomala is the source of this 642-nucleotide messenger RNA. Its product is annotated as mitochondrial 54S ribosomal protein bL17m. The record is from RefSeq and is a predicted model, not a curated record. Gene Ontology annotation, biological process: translation. The transcript is spliced from 2 exons. The coding region runs from base 1 to 642 and encodes 213 amino acids. Gene Ontology annotation, molecular function: structural constituent of ribosome. Gene Ontology annotation, cellular component: ribosome; mitochondrial large ribosomal subunit. NCBI's taxonomy places the organism in Eukaryota, Fungi, Ascomycota, Saccharomycetes, Phaffomycetales, Wickerhamomycetaceae.